UCUUCAAUUCAACCUUUCAAUUCCUCAAAUAUUUCUAUAUCCAUUAUUUCAUCCUAUUUCUAAUCCUUCACACUUUUCUUUUCCACAAUAAAAUUUAGGUGACCCUCAUCAUCAAUUUUUUGUUCACAUAUUGAAAAAUAAAAUUAUUUUGAGAGAUUAGUCUCUAAUUGUUGGCCGAAUACGUGAAGUCACCCUAAAGAUUUACUUAUUACUUGUGAAACAAUAAACUAUAGCAUUUCAUUUUUCACAUACUUUGAGUUUAAAGGAAUUAUUCUCUAGCUUCCGAUUGAGAUAUCUUGAAACACUUACAUAAAAUGUCACGAACAAUAGAGAUAACAAUUUUGUCAGCGGAGAAUCUUCAAGAGAACAAAAAAGCCAUAAAAGGAAACACAUUUGUCACGGUUCAAUGUGACGGAAGCAAUAAUGAAGUGAGCACCACGAAACUUGAUUCUGAAGGCGGAAGUUAUCCUACAUGGAACGAGAAGGUAGUGAUCGACGUGCCAUUACAUGCAAGGUUCGUUACAAUAGAGGUGAAGUACAAAACUAGAGGAAGUAGUAGUAAUAGUGUUGGAAUGGCUAGAAUACCGGUUUCCGAUUUUGUUGGAGGGUAUGUACAUGAAAAUCAAUUGCAAUUUUUAAGUUAUAGGUUGUGGGAUAAUAGAGUUAUGAGAAAUGGGGUUGUAAAUAUUUCUGUGAAGGUAAAAAUGUCCCAACAAAAUUCUUGCUCGAGUUCGAUGUCAUCGACGAUGAAUGGAGUUCCAGUAACUGGCGUUCCGGUGGCCGGUAAUGGCUCCUGCAGCAGAGUUGCAACAGGGAUUCCUGCUGUUUGGUUAAACUACCAAAGACACAUUUGAAAGGGUACUUUGUAAUCAUCAUGUAUAUUAAAAACAGAAAGCAUACAUUUCCAUAUUGACAAUACACGUGGGAAUUAUUUAUGUCUCAAUUUGUAUAUUUAUUUCAAUGUUCUUUUAAUAUUACGUCAA
This is a messenger RNA of Medicago truncatula (barrel medic), 983 nucleotides long. RefSeq names its product BON1-associated protein 2. The record is from RefSeq and is a predicted model, not a curated record. The coding region runs from base 315 to 854 and encodes 179 amino acids. NCBI's taxonomy places the organism in Eukaryota, Viridiplantae, Streptophyta, Magnoliopsida, Fabales, Fabaceae. The transcript has a single exon. Gene Ontology annotation, biological process: defense response.